GUGGAGUCAUUGUUUGACUCACUGACCAACUAUUUUGGUCCAAGCGAAGGCCGACGACGAAGGCAACGCACGAAGACGUAUGAAGAGGAACAGAAUGAGAAGGUGCAGAUGGAAAUGAUCGCACAAAUGGUCAAGGCCGAGUCAAGUGCAAAAGAAGACAGCAGAGAAGAACCUGUGCAAACGGAGCAUCGUCCGAAUCACGCAGGGACAUCUGGCGAAACACCGCCAGUCGCCGUGGACACUGAUAAUCAGAAAUCGAAAUUUUUCGAAGGCGGACACAAAAGAGGAAAGAAAAGGGCUCUGGAAAAAACACCAGAACAACCGGAAAGGCCACCAACGCCAACGGAAAUUAUUCAGCAGCGGGAGCAGGAGUGGCGUGAGCGUCAGCGUAAACGGCGGGAGAAACAUAAGCGGCGUCAAAAUGAAUUGUCGGAAUGUUGGAAUAAUGACGUUAUGGCGGAGAAAGAAUCAUAUCAGAAAUUUACCAGCAUGAUCGAGCAGAUUUUUGAAAAUAUCGAUGAUUUCGACGUACUGGCAAGUGGCAAUGCAGAUAGUGAAGGUUUGGUCACGCAGGAUGUCCUCAUUGAUAAGGGUCAGCUGCAGGAGUUGCGCGAAGAAGCACAGAAGUUGAAAUCAUGGAACAUCAUCCACAAGGUGAAUUCCGAGCAUCUCGUUACACUGUUAACAAUUCUGGAAAAAAAUGUACGUGAUGUUAUCGGUGCCGACGGUGAGCAGUCGAUCAUUCCACUAUUUAACGAGGACGAUGAGGAUGAUUCGAGUGAAACUUAUCGUGAACUAAUCAGUGAUCGUAUUUUGCGUGCCGCCAAUGCGUCCUGUACCGCCAUGCUUAUUAUGACUUCGACCAGAAUGCCCAAGCAGGUUAGCCUAAAAUAUGCAUACAAAUUGAAUUAA
Messenger RNA from Gongylonema pulchrum, 912 nucleotides. The record is from the annotation of a GenBank genome assembly. NCBI's taxonomy places the organism in Eukaryota, Metazoa, Nematoda, Chromadorea, Rhabditida, Gongylonematidae.